This is a messenger RNA of Cylindrotheca closterium, 4383 nucleotides long. The record is from the annotation of a GenBank genome assembly. Lineage: Eukaryota; Bacillariophyta; Bacillariophyceae; Bacillariales; Bacillariaceae.
AUGCCAACUACUCGGAGCGGUAUGAACUCUACACCCGCUCCUCCUGCCGGUGCUGCCAACCAACCUGUCAGCCUUGCUACUUCAACUGUUGGCAAUACUGCCGGUACGCCUGCCAAUGCUACCGCGCCACCUGGUCGUACCCUUGCAAGCCUUGAGUUUGCUGUCGCAACCCUCUUUCGGGAGCCCCUAGACAGCCCACUCAUGCUUGCCCUUCGUCGUGAUGGUAGCAACUGUCUCAUGGAUCUCCUCUCCUUCUCUGAGGAUGAAGUCCGUGAACUAAAAUAUGAUGCACCUAUCAUCGACGGACAUGGGGCGGAUACUGGCCAAACUGAGCUUAAACAGCUUGAGCGGCCCCGUCGUGGUACCUUUCGGGCUUUACUUGGAUAUGCUCACCUUCGCCAACACAUCCAUCGCGAUCCGAUCACCGCAGAAAAUUGCAUGGACAUUGACGUACAAGCAUUCCAAAACUAUCGAUGUAGUGGUGAUUUUAUAGCUUUUAAUUUUAGAUCUAAGUUACCACCACCUCUUGUUCCCAAACCUGCUCAUCGCCAACCUGUUGACUCGUCGUCCGCUACUCUCCUUCCAACACAGAAGGAGACAAGUUCAGACAGUCACCUAGCCACCGUACGCAACGAAUUUGCACCCAAACAUGGGGAGUUACAACGGCCAAUGAGCGACGAAUCAGACCGCCAAUCUACAGUAGACGUAAAAAGUAAUCAAUAUAGUGACACUACUAGUCCUACUACUAAUGAUUCUUCCGCUCUACAACCUAGUAUUUGCACCUCUGAUGGUAUCAAUAUACUCACUGGUGGUCGUGCUGAUCAACUUAUUAGCACACCAAGCACCAUGAGUAGACUGACACUGGACAAACUUGACAUCACCCAUCAUGUCACAUUCGACUCCAAGCUUGAAUGGGACCAAACUCUAUUGGAUCCCAACAUUGACAAGCUAGGCAAACAAAUCUUCCAUUCUAAAAUCGAUCGCAACUCAAACUAUUUUAGUCUUGAAUGGGACCAAACCUUAUUGGACCCACAUAAUGGUGAUCUUGCGAACUUGUCCAGUCUUGAGUGGGACCAAACCUUAUUGGACCCACACAUUGACGACAUGAAUGAACAAGUUCUUAAAGAAUGUGAGAGUCAAUCUGAUAGAGUUGGCAUCCUAAAGUGUAGUCAAACUAUUCUAACUCUGAAUGAAGCCUCUGAAGAUGAGACUCCCGAACAACUAGAUGAUUUUGACACUGCUAUGGAUGGCAUUGGUAAUGCCACACUCGUCUCCAACCUUGACUGGGACCAAACUUUAUUGGACCCAAACAUUGGCAAUCUUGGCCGUAGUGUCUCUGCCAACAGCACUCGCCACGGCUUGCUCCUUCAGUUGACGGAAGCGAGCAUGGGGAGAGAUUCUGAUGCUCUUCUUCCUGAACAAGAUGAGACUGAGGAGUACCCAAUGGAUUUGGAGAAUGGGGAGCAACAGUGUGUGAUGUCUGAUAAGCUGGCUAUCGUACCGGCUACCAAGCAUCACAUGCCUACACCCCCACAAGAAGCCAAGCAACACGAGCUUACAUUUAAUGGAGUAAAAUAUAGAUCAGUUAAUAACCAUACUAUUAUCUGUUCUAUCCAGAAAGUCAACGCUCGUAAACACCUAGCUUUGAUUGAUAGAGGUGCCAAUGGCGGCAUUGCUGGAGAUGAUGCCCGCAUCAUCCACAAAUCCAAUUGUACUGUUGACGUACAAGGCAUUGACAACCACCAAGUGGCUGAUAUUCCUAUAGUCACUUCAUCUGGAUUAAUCCACACCCAAUGUGGACCUGCCAUUGCCAUCAUGCACCAACGAGCCUACAUUGAAAAGGGUCAAACCAUUCUGUCCAUUGGACAAAUGGAACACUUCAAGAUUGUCGUGGACGACAAGUUUACCAAAGCUGGUGGUCAACAACGCUUGGCAACACCUCCCGACUACGAUUCUGAAGAUGAAGAACGUCCGUUUGAUCUUGUAGGAGUCCUUAAGAAUAAUAAAGCUGUUACUUCUUUCAAGGAAUCUAAACUAGAUGACACUAUUGAUUAUUUUGAGAAUUUCAAUUGUGUUCUUCCAACUGAUGGACUGUACGAGCAGCGCCAUCGAGCAUCUGAAGACCUUACCUGGUUUGACUGUAACAUUGCUGAUCUAUUUGGCCUCGAUGCAGCACCAGAAGAUUCACCCAUCCCUGAGUGUUUCGUGGUCCAUGAGGCUUGUAAGCGUCCUUCAGUACUGUUUGACCCAGGACAACCAGUCAACUACGAUAUUGAGUCAGCUCCUUUGGAAGCCAAUUGUUUCAAGGACCUCAUACUCGAUUCGGACAAGCCUACUCUGAGGCGCAACCCACGCCAUAAGGCUUGGACGACACCUCAUGGGGAGUCAGAUCGUUGUCCACCGCCAAGAGUACAUUUCGAUGAUACUCUGACUGCCCACGAGAGUAGUAGUCAAACCAUAGCUACUAUAAAGAACUCUACACUAGAGGGUGCUAUUGCUUUCCUUACUGACUUUGUACUGGAAGACGACUUGCUCCAACAGUUGCCGGAAACAAGCAUGGGGAGAGAUGAUGCUACUAGUGCUCUUUCUCCUGUACAUGGUGGAAACAAGUCAGAUAGAGAGUCCGACCAAACAAUAGAUGAGAUAGUCACUAACGAAUCUAUUUUAGUUUGUACUCUUGACAUCCUUGAAGACACUCUAGACUGUACUCUUGACUUCCUUGAGCCACUCGACUUUGAUCUGAUCAAUCGUGGAUUGAGCACCGCUAACAUUCCAAAUGCCACGCUCAUUCCUAAGCAUUGUACUGAUCAUGACCGAAACGGAUUGGACUCAACGGCUAUUGGAACUGGAGAAGCUAAGCCGGCCUUCAACCAAGUAGACAGUCAUAAUUGUAAUAGAGCCUUACCCUUUACUACUAUGAACGGACAUUCUGCUUUAGAUAGUGCAAUCAACUUCUUUCAAUCCUUUGCCUAUGCGAAUCCAAUAGAUGGACUCCAUGAUGUCCAUCCUCCACCAACUUCUGAACUAGCUAGACUUGAACGUAGCAUGGAAGAUCCUAUCAACCUGGAUCGCACCAGUGCAACUCAAGUUGCACCGCCAGAGCUUGAGAUCUAUCAGUCUCACAAGCAACCCUCAACUCAAGAGGCGCGCUUUGAGCUGGUGUUGUAUCAAUCUCACCAGCAAUCCUCAGCCCAAGAGGCGCGCUUUGAUGAUGAUACUCGAAAGCCUGAUGGGAGAAAUGGUCCACCACCUUGCAACAGUUUUGAGCAUGGGUUACAACCAACUGAGGUUGAACUGAAGAACCCAAGCUCGGCUGUGAAGUCUCGUGAACGCGAUUGGGAGCGCCUUCGCAGCUACUUUGCAUGGUUGCCCAAGCUAGUCAUCCAAAAGAACUUGGAACACUACUUGGAAGACUCAACUCAACUAGCUACGAUAACUACUAUAGAUAUUACAGUAUUGGUGCCAUCCAACUUUGUAUCUACAUCUAGUGCUAGUCACCAAACCAGGGCCCGGCAAAUCUGCAGCUUACUACUUGCUGGGAAGCAUAGAUGCAGCCCACGCCAUGGCACCGAAUCGCCAAGCUACAAUGAUAGUAUCAUUGAGCGGUCUCCAGGCCUAUACCACCAAUGUGCUUGUAGCAGAGCUAACCGAAGUCUUCACUUUGAUGGCACAACUACAAUGAGCUCAAGUGACAAUACAAUCACAUAUGGACUCACUACAACUACAAUCAAUGGUAUAGAUCUUUGUCACUGUACAUUGGCAGUGAGAGACUUCCUCCAUUGGACAUACAUUGAUGACUGGAGAACUUUGUCAAUUGGACAGAAGCAAUUUGAACGAAGACUACUAGCUAAGAAUGAAAUGGUAAAAUAUAUCCACUUAGCAACUUGUCUAUGUACCAACGCUUUCUACAUGAAGCAAUCGACCACUUCAACUGAAGACCAAAUGGAUUCUGACCAUAUUGUUGCUCAGAUUCAUGGGGAGCAGACAACUGGUCCGCAACCACUGCUUGAAGGCAAUGAGCCACUCCUUGAUGGCUUGCCUUGGCAUAUAACUAAACAGUACAAGACGACAUUGUACCAACUACACAUAUGGCAUACCUUGUUGCCAUUACAUCAUGUGAACAAAGUUUUUCACCUACAAAGGUUUUCUUUGCCUCAUAUUGAUGGACCCAAGGCUACUGAGACUGUUGCCAACAGCUCACCAAGACCUAAUAUGAAACCAGACAACCAACAUGUUGUACUGUCGUUACACCGUGUAAGAGAGGCUAUUGCAUCCAAUAUGCUCCCCUUUCUAUACACCAAAGAUGCUAAACACCAGGCCGAUAUCCUUAGCAAACGAUAUCAACAAAGUGGCCGCAGCUACAUACACUACUUUUCUGAGUAG